CCUGAUCAUGAUCAGACUGCUUCAGUCGGACUGGAAGAAUUACGGAGAAGCAGUUACCAGAAUUGUAUUGUCCCGAUGCAUGCACGUUGCCGUUUUUUAAUUUCAAACUGAAGCAAGAUGGCUGGACGUGGACUGGUUGAUGGGGAAUGUGGCGGAAGCAACUCCCUCAUGAAGUUAAACUCCCAUUUCACUCGGGAUCGGGCAUUUAAACAAGAAGGUUUUCGACCUCCAGGGCAGGGGCCUCCAGUUGGAAUCCAGGCUGGGAAACCCUUAACUCAAAUAAGUCAAGAUGAGCUGGUGAAUGAGUUCAUGAUGGGGCAUCAGACGGCGAUCGCCCCCCAGACUUUCCACAUGAGCAGCCUACUGCAGGAGAUGAGGGAGAUCGAGGAGUCGGAGAUGAAGCACAUGCCACACAGAGCUCCUGGAAUAGCUGAGUUGGCAUCUGACGCCAACUGGGCAGAGGAAUUCCUGUCGACGGAGAACAUGGCGGCAUCAGGUGGUGAUUGGGUGAGGGACUUCCAGGCAGGGCAACAGGCGGCGGCGGCGGCCGAUACCAAGUGGGCUGAGGAGUACCUCGAACCCACACAAGAUAAAACAUGGUCGGAGCAGUACGAGCGAGAGCAGCUUGACGACACCAAGUGGAUUGAUGAGUAUCAGUCUGCCAACAGUCAGGGUGCUGAUUUAGAGAAGACGGCCAACGAUCUGAUCGGCUCUGUUGAUGAUCCCAAGUUCACUAACUCUGAGUUCAUGAAGUUUGUGAAGCGUAUUGGUGAUGGGGAAAUUACAAUAGAGGAUAAUAAAGUGCUACAGAAAACACCAGGUCAAAGGUCAGAUGACUGGGCGCAAGAAUUCUCAGCAGGGCAGGCAGGGGCUUCAGUGACUGACAAGUGGGCAGAGGAGUUCACAGAAUUUUCAGCCACUCACGCUGAGCCUGAGGCCUUCUGGGAUAAUCUUCAAAAACACUGGGAAGACGUUGACAGGAAUGACAGUCAGCCCUGGUUGACGGAGUUUGAGCAGACUGAGCCAUACAAGAACUACAGUUUUGAGUCUGAAAACCCUCUGCUGGAGCAUCCGAACCCCUUCACAGCCGGGCUGGAGAAGCUGGAGCAGGGAGACAUCCCCAACGCCGUGCUGCUGUUUGAAGCCGCCGUCAGGAAGGAUGACUCGCACAUGGAGGCCUGGCAGUACCUGGGAACGUCACAGGCUGAGAAUGAAAAUGAACCUGCGGCCAUAGCAGCUCUCAAAAGGUGUUUAGAGUUAUCUCCCACUAACCUGACCGCCUGGCUGUCACUGGCUGUGAGUUACACCAACGAGUCCCUGGGGUCCUACGCCUGCCACGCCCUCAAGUCCUGGCUCAAACACAGCCCCAAGUAUGCCAGUCUGGUGCCAGGGCCUCUGGGGGAGAAGCCAGUCACCUCGUCCUUCAUGUCAACCCAAGACUACGAGGACGUGAAGGAUCUGUACCUGAAGGCUGUCCGCAUGGAGGACCGCGGCAAGAUAGACGCCGAUGUACAGUGUGCCCUGGGCGUCCUGUUCAACCUGAGUGGGGAAUACAACAAGGCUGUGGACUGCUUCCAGGCGGCGCUGCAAGUCAAACCCAAGGAUGCCUUGCUGUGGAACAAGCUGGGGGCUACUCUGGCUAACGGCAACAGGAGCGAGGAAGCGGUGGAAGCGUACCACAAUGCAUUGCAGCUGUCGCCCGGCUUUAUCCGAUCUCGGUAUAAUCUUGGCAUCGCCUGUAUAAACCUUGGUGCUCACAGAGAGGCAGCUGAGCAUUUUUUAACAGCUCUGAACAUGCAGCAGCAGAGUCGAGGCCCAGAUGGUCCGGAGUCUGUCAUGUCCACCAACAUCUGGUCAACUCUUCGAAUGACCCUCUCUAUGCUCGGCCGACCUGACCUCUACAACGCCUGUGACUCAAACAGUCUGGACGUACUGAACAAAGAGUUCAAGAUGCAGUCAUGACCCAACUUACAGUUGCAGGAGAGUGCUACCACCAACUGUCAAAUUGCCGAACAGGAAACUCAGUCCCUGCCGGAACUACUUUCUGAUGUGGAUAAUUUACCAGGAGUGCUUCGGCUUAUCUUCUGCUGAGAUUAACAACUUCUGAUGAACAUGAUUCCAUGGAUAUUUAACUGUCAGAAACAGAGAAGGGCUAAAAGUCAGUGUCUAUGGAGAUGCACGCUGCUGGUUGAUGGAAUUGUUUAAUAGUGCCUUUCUGUCUAAAAGGAAGGGGUGACUAUGGAGGGCAUUGUUACUGUUGCAAUUGUUUUGUGUUAGUUAAAACACGACUUGUGAUACUGUUGCAAUUGUGAUUGGGUUGGUAUUAACCCCUCUUUGAAUAGUAUUGUUAUGUUACGGCUUGUCAGUUUGAUAUGGGAUGAAAGCCCAAAGUCAUGCAGGCUUUAGACAUUUACCAAGCAUGGGCAUGGUGCUGACAAAGCAAGAAACAUGGUCUGGGUGAAUGUGGGAAUCAUAAGUUUCUGGCAAGGUGAAUUGCAAUGCAGUGUCUAGCAACUGGGCAUUCACUAUCACUUCACUAUCCCGGAUAGAAUAGGUCUUCAGCAAUCCAUGCUUGUCUCCCUGUGAAGAUCCGGGAUAGAAUAGGUCUUCAGCAACCCAUGCUUGCCAUAAAAGGCGACUAUGCCUGUCGUAAGAGGCGACUAACGGA
This is a messenger RNA of Haliotis rufescens (red abalone), 2668 nucleotides long. Its product is annotated as peroxisomal targeting signal 1 receptor-like. Gene Ontology annotation, biological process: protein import into peroxisome matrix, docking. The record is from RefSeq and is a predicted model, not a curated record. Gene Ontology annotation, cellular component: cytosol; peroxisomal membrane. NCBI's taxonomy places the organism in Eukaryota, Metazoa, Mollusca, Gastropoda, Lepetellida, Haliotidae. The coding region runs from base 118 to 1962 and encodes 614 amino acids. Gene Ontology annotation, molecular function: protein binding. The transcript has 17 exons.